AUGAGGACGUCCCGGCGAUCCCUCAUCAGCAAUAAGCUCUACGCCGAAGCUGCGGACUCCAUGGUGGAAAAAGCAAAAUCCGAUUAUAUCCCUGCACAUGACUACUCUUUCGUAUCUGCAGCGUACCCUACUUGUUGGGAAGUCCCAGAUUUAGCUGCACAGGUCGCAUCUUUCCUUGACCAGCCAAAACCAGGGUGUCCGCCCAAGGAAACUCUUUGGGUCUUCUCGUUUGGGUUCUGGGAUAUCUGGUCCUUGUCAGCUUAUCCGUAUGAUAUUGCGGACGGCUUGAUUUCGUCACUUGUUGCCGAAAUAUUUUAUCACAUAGACACCAUAUAUGCUGCAUCCUUGGACAACAAUUCCGUGGCCUACUCGAGUUUUACAGCCGCUUCUGCGCCGAAAAAGCGCGUGGUUGCCAAUGGCCAGGAUUUACCGUGGGAUGAUGCAUCCGCUGAGCCAUUUCGCGUCGUCCUCCCAUUGCUGCUGGAUCCGUCACUCGUCCCCGGUUGGCAUCUUGAUCGUCCGGAGGCUCCACAGUUCCAUACCAAGUCGGAGCAGGUGCGCAAUGCCGUUCGGCUGACAAAGCGGUGGAACGAGGUCAUCCUUUUUGAGAAGGAGGGGUGGGCCAAGAAGAAUGCUGAGCUCGUCAAUGAAACUGGCGCCCCAGGCGCUGUACAAGACGAUCCCGCAGCCACUGCCCCGAAUGUCGAUGCUGGCGUGGGCAAGAAUACGGGGACCCACAGGGCAAGUCCGACCGUGAAUAUCUCACAGAAGAAGAAGCGCGCUACGGUUUCCGUUCAAGGCGAACUCAUGACUACCGUGAAGAAGAAGUUUAGCGAUGCCAAUACCGGAGAUGAUCCGUCGAGGCUGAGGAGAAGGUUGUGGCGCGACGCCAUUAUCUUACGGCCCUCGGAAUACAUCAUGGAUGCCGUUAUUGAUGGCCAAAUGCACGAUAUCGGUGUCAAGGACAAGAAUGGGUUUGGGGCAUUUCUUGAAGAGGACAGCUUCCAGGAAGUCAAGCAACCGUGCAUUCUGUCAUCCGAGGAGGGCUUGUUGGUGAACACCACCGAUAAUAGCGGGCACAACGUAUCUCAGUCAUCGAAUGUGGCGGCGGGUGAUGUCUGCGACUCGCCCGAUGAUUAUCUCUUCCUCACAUCAUUCAGCCUUGGCCGUCGCGCGAUCAGAGAGGUUGGUCGAAUAUCCGCUGCCAUCGUGCGCAUGGAUAUGGACACCAGAGGUAAGCUGGAGAAGGCCUUAAAGCCGUCGUUGGAGCCCGACCGAAAACCCACAUCGUGGAAGUUGUAUUUUGAUAUGGUUUAA
Molecule: messenger RNA, 1317 nt
Organism: Grosmannia clavigera kw1407
Lineage: Eukaryota; Fungi; Ascomycota; Sordariomycetes; Ophiostomatales; Ophiostomataceae
Exons: 1
Coding region: 1-1317 (438 amino acids)
Source: RefSeq, a predicted model, not a curated record